Alosa alosa (allis shad) is the source of this 3196-nucleotide messenger RNA. RefSeq names its product FERM domain-containing protein 7-like. The transcript has 13 exons. The coding region runs from base 180 to 2570 and encodes 796 amino acids. The record is from RefSeq and is a predicted model, not a curated record. NCBI's taxonomy places the organism in Eukaryota, Metazoa, Chordata, Actinopteri, Clupeiformes, Clupeidae. Gene Ontology annotation, molecular function: guanyl-nucleotide exchange factor activity; cytoskeletal protein binding. Gene Ontology annotation, cellular component: cytoskeleton.
CUCGCGUGGUAGUGAUGAUGUCCUCCUUUCACCUGCAGAGUUCAGUAGAGUCGAGACAUUCCAAAUCACGUUUGAUUUGGAUUCUUCACACAGACGCUGAAGACUGUUGCGGAAGCUUUUGGGGAAUAUGACUGUUAUCGACAGGGGAAAAGGUGUAUUGUCGUGACGAACAGAAGAGGAUGAGCAUCAGGAGCAGGCUCGAGCCCUUCAAAAUCACUGUCAGAUCUGAAACCGCGCGCAAAGAGAGCCUUCUUCGCUUGCGUGUCAUAUUUCUCGAUGACAGUGAGCAUACUUUCGAAGUCGAGCAAAAGGCCCUUGGAAAUGAUUUCUACAACAAAGUGUGUGGCCAGCUGAGACUUCUAGAGAAAGAAUAUUUUGGACUUGAGUUUCGUCACCAGUGCGGUACUUUUGUAUGGCUGGAACUUCUAAAGCCUCUUGUAAAACAAGUUAAAAACAUCAGUGAUCUCUCCUUUCGUUUCAUUGUGAAGUUCUUUCCACCUGACCCUGGGCAACUUCAGAAGGAGCUCACCAGGUACCUGUUUGCACUGCAGAUCAAGCAGGAUCUGUCCAAUGGGAGUCUGACAUGCAACGAUAACAGCGCUGCUCUGCUUGUCUCCCAUCUGCUACAAGCUGAGAUUGGAGAUUUCGUGGAGGAGCUGGACAUGCAGCACCUGGAGGCUAAGAAGUAUGUCCCCAACCAGGAGUGCCUCCAGAAAAAGAUCCUGCGCUUCCACAAGAGACACAGGGGUCAGACGCCAGCGGAGGCCGAUGCCCAGCUGCUGGAGGUGGCACGCAAGCUGGACAUGUACGGCAUUCGGCCCCACGCCGCCAGCGACGGAGAGGGCACCAAGAUCAAUCUGGCUGUCACGCACUCCGGAGUUCUAGUUUUCCAGGGAAACCGGAAAAUAAACACCUUCAGCUGGGCCAAAAUCCGCAAACUGAGCUUCAAAAGGAAGCACUUUCUGAUCAAACUUCAUGCUAAAAUAGUGCCUUCCCAUAAGGACACCCUAGAGUUUGCGAUGGCCAGUCGUGACGUGUGUAAGGCCUUCUGGAAGAUGUGUGUGGAGUGCCAUGCUUUCUUCCGUCUGUCUGAGGAGCCCAAGACAAGGCACAAGUCUCUCAUCUACAGCAAGGGUUCCUGUUUCAGAUACAGUGGUCGGACCCAGAGACAGCUGCUGGACUGUGUAAAGAGAGGGGAGAGGAAAAACCUUCCUUUUGAGAGGAAGUACUGUAAGGUGCACUAUGACACCCGGCAAUGCAGAUCCUCCCCUGAUCUCCUCACAGACGUCUCCAAACAGGUGUAUGAGCAGUCCUGUGGCUUCCCCCACGCGGGCUGCGCCCAGAGCGCCAUGCGGAGCCAGUCCGCCACGGAGGUCCUGCUCUCCGCAGACCUGGACCGUCCCCCGACCCGGACUGCUGACCCCUCCCUCUUCGCCCAGUUCCGCUCGUCCUCCUUCUCCGGCGUCGAGAGCACGUCUGCGUCCACGGCCGCGUCGGCAUCUGCCGCCCUGCUCCCUGGCAUGGGCAUGCUCCCUGGCAUGGGCACGUUCCCACUGCGCUGGCAGGGGCAGGAGUGCCCGGGCCGCCACCACCACCGAGGCUGGGGCCCUGAUGGCGGGGUCCCUCAAAGGGGCCGUCUACUGGGCAACACGCAGCAGCUGGUGCUGCUCUACCCCAACCCCCACAGCCACCCCCACGCCUGCCUGGGGCUGCCCCCGAUGCUGCCCGUCCUACCCCUGCCCCUGCCCGCCCAGGCGGCCUUCUGUCUGGAGCACGUGCCCUGCGUGCUGCCUCUGCCCCCUAGCUCCUGCCACCACGUCCACCAUCACCACCAUCACCACCACCAUCAUCUCCACCCGCCGGCACCUGCGCACUCCCUGAUAGCCGCCACCGACGACGUCAUCCGCUCCUCCAGUUUCUCCAACGCCGGCACGCUCUCCCCCGCCAGGCGACAGCUCGCCCCAGCUUUCGGCUUGCCAUCGGGGCUGUUUGCGGUGACCAGCUGCGGCGGCAGUCCCGGCGGGGGACGUGAACGCGGACGUGGACGCGCCGGCAGUGGCAGCAGAAGCGGCGGAGGUGGCGGACGUCUUGAGUUCCCCCGCGAGGAGCUGGGCCACUUCAGCGACGACUCCAGCUACCAGUCGGGCCUGCCGCGGCGGUCCUGGAGCCAGUCUGACAUGAAGCUCCUGCGCCAGCCCGCGCCGGCCGCCGAGUUCCGGCCCCUGGGCCACUACCCGCACCUGUCCCGCCGGCAGGGCCCCGUGCGGCCCACCCACCUGCCCCUGCGCUCAUCCUCAGGCCCUGAGCGUCCCACUUCCGUGUGCUUGCUGGGAGCUGGAGGUAGAGGUGGCGGUGGCAGCCACGCUGAGCUUAGCCUCAGCGACUCGGACUCGGAGGUGAUGUGCCCGUUCUACUGCCCGGCACUGGCGGCUCUGGGCCAGGCGGGACCGUUGGCACGCAUGAGCAUCUCCUCAGGCAGCCUGCAGCUGGACGAGGAGGAGGAGCAUUCGGCCAGGGUGAGGGAGGCAGAGGGGGCAGGGGCAGGGGCAGGGGCCAAACAGAAAGCUUGACGGGCAGGUCUGAGAUGUCUCCUGUUGGAGCAAGGCUCAAGAGCACUCGAGCACAGCCAGAUCAGCGUGAAGAUGAGUUUUUGUGAUGAAAACCCUAAGACACUGGUUUUGUUCGACUGGAUACUGGUCACCUCAGAUAACUCUCGGGCCAGGUCAUGGCCGGUGUUCCUGGGCUGUGAUCUGUUAGAUGCUCCUUUCUGAGAACACGGAGAUGUUAAGUGUUAAGUUCAGAUGCUAUUUGCAUUGCACUGGGUUAUCUUGAUUUUGCUACUCAGAAACCUCAGUAAAUAUUGUAUUUGUUCAUUAAUUGUACAUGUCUGAAUUGGUAAGUGUGUAGUUUGUCUGUAGGAAUAUGAACUCGUUGGGAAUAACAUUUGUCUGAUUGAAGUCAAGGCUUCUGCAGGUUAUCCAGCAGGGAUAACAAGUGCUUGUGCAAAUAGAUAUAAAAGAUUAGUUUCAAAAAGACUAAUUUAGAGAGCUGAUUUUUGGUGCAGUGUACAAAAACUCUGACUAAAUUAUACAGUAGGAGAAAAUUGUCUCACGUGUAUAUUACAAUGUGCUCUUUAUCUUGGGAGAUGAAUAAUUUAAAAAGGUUAUUCAGAACAGAACAUUUCCACUAGAUAUCA